Messenger RNA from Labrus bergylta (ballan wrasse), 5355 nucleotides. It is a transcript of the gene grk4, whose product is annotated as G protein-coupled receptor kinase 4. Gene Ontology annotation, biological process: protein phosphorylation; regulation of signal transduction; signal transduction. The record is from RefSeq and is a predicted model, not a curated record. Gene Ontology annotation, cellular component: cytoplasm. Gene Ontology annotation, molecular function: ATP binding; G protein-coupled receptor kinase activity. Lineage: Eukaryota; Metazoa; Chordata; Actinopteri; Labriformes; Labridae.
GAGGAGGAAGCCGAAGCAGGAAGGAAGGCAGGCAGGCAGGCAGAGAACGAGGAGAGGCAGGCUGUGAAUGCUAACGAGCCCCCGUCGUAAUAGAGCUCCGUAGGCAGGGUUUGAUAAAACGCCUUUUAAAUGGAGAAGAACGACGACCACUUUUAAACACCUACUAUGCGCCAGUGCCGCGUUCGCCUUGCGCGCGUGCAACAGCCUCACCGUCGUCGGCACGUUUGAUCAGAAAACCCGUCUUUUUCCGCUAAAUGAAAUGUAUCGCGACUGCUCGGGAUUCACAUUCUGACAAUGGAGAUUGAAAAUAUCGUGGCUAACACGGUUCUCCUGAAGGCACGAGAAGGUGGAGGAGGGAAGAGGAAUGGUCGCAGUAAGAAAUGGAAGGAGAUGCUCAAACUGCCCCACAUCAGCCAGUGUGAGGAGCUACGCCGCACUAUUGAGAGGGACUACACCAGCCUAUGUGAGAAGCAGCCAAUUGGUCGGCUGUUAUUCCGUCAGUACUGUGACACCAGGCCAGAGCUGAAACGCUGUAUCGAGUUUAUGGACGCUGUGGCCAUGUACCAGCUAGCUCCUGAUGAGAAGAGGAGGGACUGUGGACUGAAUGUAUUAGACACAUACUUUAAUAAUGGGUCAGCGGCCCAUCUGCCAGACCUACCCCAGGAUGUGGUGGCAGGGUGUCGGGAGAAGUUGGAGCAGAGUCCAUGCAAGGAGCUCUUCAAUGACUGCACCAAAAUAGUUCGUGAUUAUCUGAGUGGAGCUCCAUUUUCCUCCUACCAUGAGUCCAUGUACUUCUCUCGCUUUCUGCAGUGGAAAUGGUUGGAGAGGCAACCAGUAACCAAAAAUACCUUCAGACAUUAUAGAGUACUAGGAAAAGGUGGAUUUGGUGAGGUUUGUGCCUGCCAAGUACGUGCCACCGGUAAGAUGUACGCCUGUAAAAAGCUGGAAAAGAAACGAGUGAAGAAAAGAAAAGGUGAAGCAAUGGCACUAAACGAAAAACGCAUUUUAGAAAAAGUUAACAGUAGUUUUGUAGUUAGUCUAGCUUAUGCCUAUGAGACCAAGGAUGCGCUGUGCCUGGUAUUGACCAUAAUGAAUGGAGGUGACCUAAAGUUUCACAUCUAUAACAUGGGCAAUUCGGGCUUUGACGAGCAGAGGGCCAUCUUCUACGCUGCUGAAAUAUGCUGUGGCCUUGAGGACCUGCACCGUGAAAGGAUAGUCUACAGGGACUUGAAACCUGAAAACAUCCUUCUGGAUGACCGUGGACACAUUCGAAUUUCAGACCUGGGCCUUGCUGUUCAAAUUCCUGAAGGAGAGACGAUACGAGGGAGAGUAGGCACCGUUGGAUACAUGGCCCCCGAGGUGAUCCAGAACGAGAGCUACAACUUCAGCCCAGACUGGUGGGGGUUGGGCUGCCUGAUCUUUGAGAUGAUUCAGGGCCAGUCCCCAUUCCGAAAACGCAAAGAGCGUGUCAAGCGAGAGGAGGUGGACAGACGAGUGCGUGAAGACCCGGAAGAGUACUCCGACAAGUUCUCAGAGGAGGCGAAACACAUCUGCAGACAGCUCCUGUCAAAGGACCCCAAGGAGCGAAUGGGAUGCCAGGGUCGAGGGGCCAUAGAGGUCAAGCAGCACCCCAUCUUCAGAAAUAUAAACUUCAAACGGCUGGAGGCUAACAUGUUGGAUCCUCCCUUCAGUCCUGAUCCUAGAGCCGUCUACUGUAAAGACGUCCUGGACAUCGAGCAGUUCUCCACUGUCAAAGGCGUGAACCUUGACCCCACAGACGACGACUUCUACCACAAGUUUGUCACAGGAAGUGUCUCCAUCCCGUGGCAGAAUGAGAUGAUUGAGAUGGAGUGCUUCAAAGAAAUUAACGUCUAUGAGACUGACGGGACACUUUGCUCAGACCUGGACGUGAAUCGACCCAAUCCUCCACCAAAGAGGGGCUUCUUCUACCGCCUGUUCAGAAGAGAGGUAUGUUUUAAGAGCAGUUACAGCGACGAUGAGAUUGAAGAGCCCUCUCGACUUUAAACCACUCCUUUCACCUGCCUCCUCCUCCCCCUCGCCGCUGAACUUAGCUACAAACUCCAACCGAGCGGGAAUCUUAGGAACUCAGUGAAUGUUGACCUGUAUUUAUGAGCUGUAUUAAAAGUGUAUUAUAAUUAAAGAAAAAAGUAUGAGUUUAAAGAUUUUGUACAUUUGUACUUGAAUUUAUGUCUAGAUGUAUAUUUUCACUAAAGGUUGUAUUGUACAAAAAGCCAUAAAAGUACCACUUGAAUGCUUACAUUACAUUUAUUUUCCUUUUUAUUUACUUUUAGAAUGAGUAUGGAAGUGUAUCUGGGACUUUUUUGAAGAAGCACAGCAACAUAUGUUUUUUUUAAUUUCUCAAUGUAGCAUAAGGCCUUUUUUUUAAUCUGUGCUGUAUGUUUGUCAUUUAUUUUGCCAACACAACUUGUUAGUAAAUGAAAACCACCUGGUCCCGUAUAUAUAUAACUAACUUUUAGCCUCCACACCCCUCAUGGCUCAGGUGGUUCUGAAUGAAGCUUGUUGAUAUAAUAGAUAAAGGGGAAAUAAAUCCAUUCUAACGUUUCUGUAUUUAUGCCUUUGAACAUGUUUUGUAGAUCUCGACUUGUCCCCCUUUAUUUCACUUUGUUUGGAAAGGAUUUUCCACGUCUUUCUCUAAAGCAAUUUUGUCCCAUUGCACUAGUUUGAAGUGCAUAUCUAGUAAACAGUCCUCUGGAUGCUUGUACAAAAUUUGAUUCUUGCAAAGUGUGGAUUUACUUCUGAUAAUCUCUACGUCAGCAUGUGCAGCAAUACAAAUCUUUUAAGAUACAAAAUAAAUAGCUCUAGUAAUAGGCUUCCCUCUGUUAAAGAAGGCCUGGUAAUUAGCAUUCCUGAAUCUUUCCAAAUACGUCUUCAGCUGAUGUUAGACAGUGUUGCCUUUGGAUGCAAAGCUGUAAAAUCAAAGUAUGUUACAUUAUUCACCCUGGCCAAAAAAAAAAGUGUGAUUCAUCUUUAUUCCUAAUCCUUUUUUUGCUUCUUUAAAUUAGUUGCUUUUUUCUAACAUGUCCAGUUAAGUUGAACCUUGUUUCCCAGCAAGGCAGAGGGAAUUAUAUUACUUAAAAUAUCCCUGUAAUUUGCUACCCAUAUAUAGUGAAUACUAGAAAGUUUAGGACAGGUUAACUAGAGAAUGAAGUGGAACAUAGAGAAAUAUGUGGAAGAAGACACUGUAUUACCUAUCUGAAUCUACAGCUGACAAAGGCCUCAUCUAGAUAGAAAAUGAUGGUUGCAUAAAACUAACUUGCAUCAAUUUAGCUGUUAGCAGCUAGUAACCCCCGGGCUAAGUCAAGAUGCAGCCUGCUUUGGCCUGUGCCUGCUUAUCAUAGAUAGCAUGUUGCCUCUUAGACACAUAUCAUGCUUCAUAACCUUCACUCAGAACCUGCUGCUUAAGCUGUGUUUUUUUUUCCAGAUCCAAAUAACAUUUCUGCGAUCAUAACUACUCCAGUGAAACCCUUUAUGUUCUUCUCUCCCAGGCCUGACCUUAGGCAGUUGAUUGUGUCUGUUGUAGGCAUAAGGGAAUCCUGUUUAAAAACUUUCCUUAUAUAGUUACCGUCAGCUGUGCACAGGAACAGUCAACCACUUGCAGAACCACAGCUGAUGUGCACUUAAUGUCUUAUUUUCUUAUCGAGUAAUCAAAAUACGAACAAAUACUUUUUUCUGUACAUUACCCACAAUGUUCUAAUACGUUUGUAAAAUGUUAACUUUUUUUUGUGUUUGUUAUCAGUGACAUUAUGGAGGCAUUUUCAGACAGUUUUCUUCUGAGCUUUGAUUUUAGGGCUGUUGCUGUUUAAUCACAACCAUCUGUUUUAAUGCUGUGAAUACCCAAUCUGGACAUGUUACCCGUGCCGGUGUGUGUGUUUUUGUGUAUGUAUUAGACUGUAUGCAAAUACAGCUUUUAUUCAAUGUAGUGCAUUGAAGUACAAAAAUACAAUAGUUCAUAUUCAUGACAGGGCUUGAAUGUCACAGAGUUGAAUUUCAAACUAUUCAAGACUGCUCUCAUUUCAGAUGGUACGCAUAAAUACCCCAUCUCUUGGACUAAUUUGGAGAGUUGGUUCUUUUCUAGAAAUGUUGUCCCCAGUUGCACAUUCCAUCAUGAAAAAAAUCAGGAACUGAAUGCGUGCAUUAAGCUGUUGCUGGCUUGUCGUCACUUGAGUCUUUGUCUUUUUUUUUUGUUGCUCUCAGGCACAUCUUGUUUUUCUGUUUCUUUCGCCUAUGUAGAUUUUAGCCUUAUAGCUCUUUAGCCUCAAAAACCUUGUAAAUUUUGUAUUUCUAACCUGUAACUAAACUCUAACACACACUCAGUCACUCUCACAGGGAAACUAAACUGUGUUUGCCAAUCAUGCCUCAGUCAUUGUUUGAACUUUACUCUUAUGCCAUCCAUGUUGCAGUAAAGCGAUUCUGUUAAUUUCAUUGCACUAUUGUGUGUUUUGACAAUGACUAUAGGAAGUGUCUUUAACUUUUUUGCGAAUGAUACCAAAAGCUACAUUGAGUAAAUUCUACUUAUUUUUAGUGGGGAAAAAAACUGAAGAAAGACUGACAGCCUUUAUUGUACUGUAUGUGCCAAUUACCAAGUUAAGUUCUGUCAUCCCGCCUUUUUCAGCCUCUUUAUCAUUCCGUCCAUCCUCAAAGAAAUUCCUACACAUAAAGGAACUUUAAACUGCUCAACAGUUUUGAAUGUCCGCACUAAGUGCAUUGUAAUGCCUGUUUUAAAAAAAUACAUAUGUUUUAUUACUCAAGCAUGUAUUGGUUUGUAAUACUUCAGGCUCCUUGUAUAUGUAAAUGAUGACCUUCUAGUGCCAACAUAUCUCACUGGUAUCUGAAGACAACUUUAUAAAUGGCAAGGUGACCAGCUGAGUUGGCCCUGUUUGAAUACAUGACAAGCAUUUCUUCUCUUCUGCCUUCCCCUACAGCGGUGAUGAUGAGUCUCCCCCUAAUAUAACUGGGAUGGUGCUCAGCAGCAGCAUUAAGAGAUGGAGAUCCUCAGUUUCUUGAUGUCAUUUGAGUCUAGUUUUUGGAUAACCACCAUUAAAUGCCAGGAGCUCCUUCUGGGUUUGAUACUGUUCUUUCUGUAUAUGACGGAUAUGGGAUUUUUUUAAGGAAGGGAGGUAUGACAUGCAUUGUUCGUAUUCAAACAGGACCUGGGACUUCUUGAUUUUUCUUCUUUUUUAGUAACUGUACAGUCAUGUCGUUCAACCACUGCAGUCAUUGUUAAUUCUUGUACAAGUUGUAUCACUGGUUGUUGUACCAUAUCUGACAUUUGUAAUUAUAAAAUAAUACACUGCCAUUUGUAUAAAAAAAAAA